AGCGCCUUCAAGACACGGGAAGGGACGGGCGCCUUCCGCUGCCUCUUCGUGCUUUCCUUUCCCGGGUGUACUCCCAAACCCUCCUAUUUCCAGAGAUUAAGUGGUGCGUUCCGCGGCGAAAGGGAUCGGGGAGGCUUCACCGCCAUUUUGUCCGUGGUUUGUGAGCGGGGCGGGCUCAGCGCUGAGGAGAGGCCGCCGCCAGCAUGUAUAUUAAACAGGUGAUCAUCCAGGGGUUCCGAAGCUACCGAGAUCAGACUAUAGUAGAUCCCUUCAGUUCAAAGCAUAAUGUCAUUGUGGGCAGAAAUGGUUCUGGAAAAAGCAACUUUUUCUAUGCAAUUCAGUUUGUUCUCAGUGAUGAAUUCAGUCAUCUUCGUCCUGAGCAAAGGUUGGCUUUGUUGCAUGAAGGCACAGGUCCUCGUGUUAUUUCUGCUUUUGUGGAAAUUAUCUUUGACAACUCGGACAACAGGUUACCAAUUGAUAAAGAAGAAGUAUCUCUUCGCAGAGUCAUUGGCGCUAAAAAGGACCAGUAUUUCCUAGACAAGAAAAUGGUGACGAAAAAUGAUGUCAUGAACCUUCUUGAAAGUGCUGGAUUUUCUCGCAGCAACCCCUACUAUAUUGUCAAGCAAGGAAAGAUCAACCAGAUGGCCACAGCUCCUGACUCUCAGAGAUUAAAACUGUUAAGAGAAGUAGCUGGCACUAGGGUAUAUGAUGAACGUAAAGAAGAGAGUAUCUCCUUAAUGAAAGAAACAGAGGGGAAAAGGGAGAAAAUAAAUGAGCUGUUGAAAUAUAUAGAAGAGCGAUUACAUACUUUGGAAGAGGAGAAAGAAGAGCUUGCUCAAUAUCAAAAGUGGGAUAAAAUGAGAAGAGCACUGGAGUACACCAUUUAUAAUCAGGAACUUAAUGAAACCAGGGCUAAACUUGAUGAGCUUUCUGCCAAAAGGGAAACAAGUGGAGAAAAAUCAAGGCAAUUAAGAGAUGCACAGCAGGAUGCUCGAGAUAAAAUGGAGGAGAUUGAACGGCAGGUCCGAGAACUUAAAACCAAGAUUUCAGCUAUGAAGGAAGAAAAGGAGCAGCUCAGUGCUGAAAGACAGGAACAGAUUAAACAGAGGACCAAACUAGAGCUUAAAACAAAAGACCUGCAAGAUGAACUGGCUGGAAAUAGUGAACAACGGAAAAGACUCUUGAAAGAGAGGCAGAAACUUCUUGAGAAAAUUGAAGAAAAACAGAAAGAACUGGCAGAAACAGAACCAAAGUUCAAUAGUGUAAAAGAAAAAGAGGAACGAGGAAUUGCCAGACUGGCACAGGCCACCCAGGAAAGAACAGAUCUUUAUGCAAAGCAAGGUCGAGGAAGUCAGUUUACAUCAAAAGAAGAAAGAGAUAAAUGGAUUAAAAAAGAACUGAAAUCCUUAGAUCAAGCCAUCAAUGACAAGAAACGGCAGAUUGCUGCUAUACAUAAAGAUUUAGAAGACACUGAGGCUAACAAAGAGAAGAAUCUGGAGCAGUAUAGUAAACUGGAUCAGGAUCUUAAUGAAGUGAAAGCUCGUGUUGAAGAACUGGACAGAAAAUACUAUGAAGUGAAGAACAAAAAAGACGAACUACAGAGUGAGAGAAAUUACUUGUGGAGAGAAGAGAAUGCAGAACAGCAAGCUCUUGCUGCAAAACGGGAAGACUUGGAAAAGAAACAGCAGCUUCUUAGAGCAGCAACAGGAAAGGCUAUUCUAAAUGGCAUUGACAGCAUAAACAAAGUCUUGGAACAUUUCCGUCGCAAAGGCAUUAACCAACAUGUUCAGAAUGGCUAUCAUGGAAUAGUAAUGAAUAACUUUGAGUGUGAGCCUGCUUUCUACACCUGUGUUGAAGUUACUGCAGGAAACAGGCUUUUUUAUCAUAUUGUAGAUUCUGAUGAAGUUAGUACUAAGAUAUUAAUGGAGUUCAAUAAAAUGAAUCUACCUGGAGAAGUAACUUUUCUGCCUCUGAACAAGCUGGAUGUUAGAGAUACUGCAUACCCCGAAACCAAUGAUGCUAUUCCUAUGAUCAGUAAACUAAGAUACAAUCCAAGAUUUGAUAAAGCCUUCAAGCACGUUUUUGGAAAGACUCUUAUUUGUCGUAGUAUGGAAGUGUCUACCCAGCUGGCCAGAGCUUUUACUAUGGAUUGUAUUACUCUGGAAGGUGAUCAAGUCAGCCACCGAGGGGCUUUGACUGGGGGUUAUUAUGACACAAGAAAGUCUCGACUUGAACUGCAGAAAGAUGUAAGAAAGGUGGAAGAAGAACUAGGAGAACUUGAAGCAAAGCUCAAUGAAAACCUGCGAAGAAACAUCGAAAGGAUUAAUAAUGAAAUUGAUCAGCUAAUGAAUCAGAUGCAACAGAUUGAAACCCAGCAAAGAAAAUUCAAAGCUUCCAGAGACAGCAUCUUAUCGGAGAUGAAAAUGUUGAAAGAGAAGAGACAGCAGUCAGAGAAAACAUUUAUGCCUAAGCAACGCAGCUUACAAAGUUUGGAGGCAAGUUUACAUGCUAUGGAAUCAACCCGGGAGUCUUUAAAAGCAGAACUGGGAACAGACCUGCUGUCGCAGCUCAGUUUAGAGGACCAGAAGCGAGUUGAUGCACUAAAUGAUGAGAUCCGACAGCUACAGCAAGAAAACAGACAGCUUUUGAAUGAAAGGAUCAAGCUUGAGGGGAUCAUCACACGAGUCGAGACUUAUCUCAAUGAGAAUUUGAGAAAGCGCUUAGACCAAGUUGAACAAGAGCUGAAUGAGCUGAGAGAGACAGAAGGUGGCACUGUUCUUACAGCAACAACAUCAGAGCUUGAGGCUAUCAACAAACGAGUGAAAGAUACGCUGGCACGCUCAGAAGAUCUGGACAAUUCAAUUGAUAAAACAGAAGCAGGAAUAAAAGAACUCCAAAAGAGCAUGGAGCGCUGGAAGAACAUGGAGAAAGAGCACAUGGAUGCUAUUAAUCAUGACACAAAAGAGCUUGAAAAAAUGACCAACCGGCAAGGCAUGCUUCUGAAGAAGAAGGAGGAGUGUAUGAAGAAAAUCAGGGAAUUGGGAUCACUUCCCCAGGAAGCGUUUGAAAAAUACCAGACUUUGAGCCUGAAGCAGCUAUUUCGCAAACUGGAACAGUGCAACACAGAACUGAAAAAAUACAGUCAUGUCAAUAAAAAAGCUCUAGAUCAGUUUGUGAACUUCUCAGAGCAGAAGGAGAAGUUGAUAAAACGUCAAGAAGAGUUGGACAGGGGCUACAAGUCCAUCAUGGAGUUGAUGAAUGUCCUUGAACUCAGAAAAUAUGAAGCUAUCCAGCUGACAUUCAAACAGGUCUCAAAGAACUUCAGUGAAGUCUUUCAGAAGCUGGUGCCUGGGGGGAAAGCUACACUCGUGAUGAAGAAAGGUGAUGUGGAAGGCAGUCAGUCUCAAGAUGAAGGUGAAGGUGGUGCUGAGAGUGAAAAGGGAUCAGGAUCUCAAAGUAGUGUUCCUUCUGUAGACCAGUUCACUGGAGUUGGGAUUAGGGUGUCAUUUACUGGCAAACAAGGUGAAAUGAGAGAGAUGCAGCAGCUUUCUGGUGGACAGAAGUCGCUUGUGGCUCUAGCCUUAAUUUUUGCUAUCCAGAAAUGUGACCCAGCGCCGUUCUACCUCUUUGAUGAAAUAGAUCAAGCCCUAGAUGCCCAGCACAGAAAGGCAGUUUCAGAUAUGAUCAUGGAAUUGGCAGAACAUGCUCAGUUUAUUACCACAACUUUCAGGCCGGAACUGCUCGAGUCUGCUGAUAAAUUUUAUGGUGUGAAAUUCAGAAAUAAGGUCAGUCAUAUUGAUGUGAUCACAGCAGAGAUGGCCAAAGACUUUGUGGAAGAUGAUACUACUCAUGGCUAAGUGGCAGAGAGCUGUCAGCCUAUUGGGAAAGUCUGUAAAAUAUUUGUUUCUACACUGGGCAGCUGUGUAAAAUCUGAAAUACAUUGUGACUGUUCAAAAGCUAUUUUAACAUAAGUUAAUGGAGCAUCUGAAUAUUAUGACUUCUGUAUACAUUGGAUUCCAUUUUACAUAUGUGCUGUUAAAUUCUUUUAUAAAAUACCUGUUAAUUUUACCUUCAUACUAUACCUGUAGCUUUAAAAAUGUACUUUUAAUGUGUCUUUUUUGCUGUUUUAACUUUUUGGAGUUUUAAAUGCCAGUUCUUCCUUCCCAGUUACAAUUUUAAUGUUUAUACUGCUUCACAUGGUUUUUAAAAAUAGCUUCAAUAAAAUAAUUGUUUUUAAUGCUGUAAUUUAGAUACAUGUUCUUGAUAAUGGGUACUGCUAUACUGUCUACUAUCACUUCAUGUAGAAUGCAGUUUGUUUAUGUGUAUGGAGAUCAAUAUUUGGCAAUAGAGCUUAUAGAUGAAUUUA
This is a messenger RNA of Lacerta agilis (Sand lizard), 4366 nucleotides long. RefSeq names its product structural maintenance of chromosomes 3 (gene SMC3). The record is from RefSeq and is a predicted model, not a curated record. Gene Ontology annotation, molecular function: cohesin loader activity; protein binding; ATP binding. Gene Ontology annotation, cellular component: chromosome. Bases 204 to 3857 code for a protein of 1217 amino acids. The transcript has 29 exons. NCBI's taxonomy places the organism in Eukaryota, Metazoa, Chordata, Lepidosauria, Squamata, Lacertidae. Gene Ontology annotation, biological process: mitotic sister chromatid cohesion.